Molecule: messenger RNA, 2342 nt
Organism: Antrostomus carolinensis (chuck-will's-widow)
Lineage: Eukaryota; Metazoa; Chordata; Aves; Caprimulgiformes; Caprimulgidae
Gene: DNAJC16
Product: DnaJ heat shock protein family (Hsp40) member C16
Exons: 13
Source: RefSeq, a predicted model, not a curated record
GCACCCUGACAAAAACAAGGACCCAGGAGCAGAAGACAAAUUCAUCCAGAUCAGCAAAGCCUACGAGAUUCUCUCCAAUGAGGAAAAAAGGGCAAAUUUUGAUCGUUAUGGAGAUGCUGGGGAAAGCCAGGGCUACUCUCAGCACCAGCAUCGCCAGUUCCACCACUUCCACGAAGGCUUCUACUUUGACGAGUCCUUCUUCCAUUUCCCUUUCAAUUCGGAGAGGCGCGACACCUCCGACGAAAAGUAUUUGCUCCAUUUUUCCCACUACGUCAACGAAAUCGUGCCAGACAGCUUCAAGAAACCUUACCUCAUUAAAAUAACCUCUGACUGGUGUUUCAGCUGCAUCCACAUCGAGCCCGUGUGGAAGGAAGUCGCUCAGGAAUUGGAGGCGCUGGGAGUGGGAAUCGGAGUCGUUCACGCUGGGUACGAAAGGCGCCUCGCCCAUCACCUCGGUGCCCACAGCACACCGUCCAUCCUAGGGCUCAUUAAUGGGAAAAUAACCUUCUUCCACAACGCUGUCAUCCGAGAGAACCUGCGGCAGUUCGUGGAGAACCUUCUGCCGGGGAAUCUCGUAGAAAAGAUUACAGAUAAAAACUACGUCCGCUUUCUCUCCAACUGGAAGAAAGAAAACAAGCCCCACGUCCUCCUGUUUGAUCAUAUGCCAGUUGUGCCCUUAUUAUACAAGCUGACGGCCUUUGCCUACCGCGAUUACUUGUCCUUUGGCUACGUGUACGUCGGACUCCGAGGCACGGAAGAGUUGUCCAGUCAGUACAACAUCAAUGUCUACACUCCCACCAUUAUGAUCUUCAAGGAGCACAUCGACAAGCCCGCCGAUGUUGUGCAGGCACGAGAUAUGAAGAAGCAGCUCAUUGAUGACUUCCUUUCCCAGAAUAAGUUCCUCAUGGUGGCCAGACUCACCAACCAGAGGCUAUUCCAGGAGCUGUGUCCCGUCAAGAAGUCUCACCGCCAGCGAAAGCACUGCGUCGUCCUGCUGACCGGAGAAGGCGAUAAGUUUGCUGAGGCUUACGAGGCCUUUUUGACUUUUGCUGUGGCCAACACCAAAGACACGCUGAAGUUUGUGCACAUCUACAACGAACGGCAGCCGGAAUUUGCGGACGCCUUGCUGAUGGAUGAUGAGAGGUUUCGGGGAAAAUCAGCUGUGGUCAUUCUGGAGCGACGCAAUAACGCGGGGAAGAUCGCCUAUAAAACCUUGGAGGAGGCCUGGCAAGGCAGCAAAGAGGACAACUUCAUCCUCCUGGAUCUCCUGGACCAGCUGAGGACAGACCCCGGCCUUCUCUCUUCAGAGACUGUCCUGGCAGACUUGAAUGAUGAACUCGCUCCCAUGUUCCUUAUCCGAUGGCUCUACUCCACGCUGGACUAUAUCUCGGACUGCUGGGACAGUUUGUUUCACAGUAACUGGCGAGAAAUGAUGCCGCUGCUGUCCCUGCUCUUCUCUGCGCUCUUCAUUCUCUUUGGCACCGUUAUUGUUCAGGCUUUCAGCGAUUCGAGCGAUACAAGAGACUCUGCUCCCUCUGAGAAAGAAGAAACCGCCGCAAAGACCGAGAAGAACGACACGAGCUUCAGCAAAGAGAGUAACAGCAGGAUUCCCAAAAAGGGCUUUGUCGAGGUGACUGAGCUCACGGACAUCAACUACACCAGUAACUUGGUACGCCUGAGGCCGGGUCACAUGAAUGUGGUCUUGAUCUUGUCCAACUCAACCAAAACCAUCCUCCUCCAGAAGUUUGCUCUGGAAGUCUACACCUUCACAGGGAGCAGCUCGCUUCAUUUCUCCUUCCUCAGCCUGGACAAGCACCGAGAAUGGCUGGAGUACCUGUUAGAGUUCGCGCAGGAUGCGGCCCCCAUCCCAAACCAGUACGACAAGCAUUUCCUCGAGCGCGACUACACGGGCUACGUCCUGGCUCUCAACGGCCAUAAGAAAUACUUCUGCCUCUUUAAGCCUCACAGAUCAGGGGAUGAGGGAGGAACCCUGGGAUCGUGUGAGGAUUACGAUUCCUCGCUACAUACAGAAGCCAAAGGGAAAUCCUCCUGCAGCCCGGGAUCUCGAUCCAUUAAAAACAAAUUACACAAAUUGUCCUUUUGGAUGGAACGCCUCCUCGAGGGUUCCUUACAGAGGUUCUAUAUCCCCUCGUGGCCCGCGCUAGACUGAGGGGUUUUAAAAGAGAUUCUAACAGACAAAACUUUUUAUGAAGAAAACAAGGGACAGCUCUUUCCAGGAACACACAAACAAGCGUGAUGAACGGACCUUAGGUUUUAGAUAAACUCUCCUCGGGCCGGCGACUAGAAAAUAUCUCCCCGCGUCUGGAGCCCGGGAGCGCAGC